CUUAAGAGUUACCUAUCUAGGAUAGCUCUCUAUUGGGGAGGGUUGGCAGCAACCUGGCAUGCUUUGCCUUCUCAUCUUCUUCAUUGCCAUUUCUUCUUUGAUUUUGAUUUAUUCACAUUAAUACUUUUCCAUCAAUCUUUGUUUCUCCAUUAUCCCAUACCCCAAAUUUCUAUUUUCUAGAUCUACUUCGUUUUUGCUUAAUUUAUACUUUAAAAAGAAAAAAGAAAAAAAAAAACCAUGUUCCAGCAGGAAAAGGUCUGAACACGGUAACCAAUUUCCACAAAUCUGGUGUUCAGAAGUAUAAAAUCCCUUUUCCUUGAGGUUUUUUAGGGGAGGUUUGGUGGGGAAAAUGAAGGUGUCCGUGUCUCUGAAUAAUUCUGAAAAAAAUUUAUGGGAUCCUUUGAGAAGUCCAUCGGUGCCACCUAUUUCGCCGGCAGGGAUACAGAGUAGAGCCUUGCCUAGGCUAAUGGUAUGGCUGCUUGUGUUUGUCUCCGCUACCUAUUUAGUGUACUCACUGAAGCUGCUUUCCUCUUCUCACGGUUGUAACGAAGAUAUUUUCACUCUCCGUCACAAUACCAUAAAAUUGGUUUCGGUCCAAAAUGCCACAAUAUAUCCUCUGCAAAUGGCCAUGGAAUCAGAAGAACGCGUUGAAAAAACCGGAUUGCAACACAUAGUUUUCGGCAUUGGGGCGUCAGCCAAGCUGUGGAAAAAGCGGAAGGAGUACAUAAAGUUAUGGUGGAAGCCCGAAAUGAGGGGCGUAGUUUGGCUCGACACCCGUUUGAAAGAACACCCCAAUGAGACUGAGAGCCUCCCAGAACUGAGAAUCUCGGCCGACACUUCGCGUUUUCCUUACAAGAAUAAGCAGGGACACCGGUCCGCCAUUCGGAUUUCUCGAAUUGUAUCGGAGACAUUAAAAUUGGGAAUGGAGAAUGUGAGAUGGUUCGUAAUGGGAGAUGAUGAUACUGUAUUUGUGACUGAUAAUUUGGUUAGGAUUUUGAACAAAUAUGAUCAUAAUCAGUAUUACUACAUUGGGAGUUUGAGUGAGAGCCAUUUGCAGAACAUUUAUUUCUCUUACGGAAUGGCUUAUGGUGGUGGUGGAUUUGCCAUUAGCUACCCUUUAGCUAAGGCUCUAGAGAAAAUGCAGGAUAGGUGCAUUCAGAGGUACCCUGGAUUGUAUGGUUCUGAUGAUAGGAUGCAGGCUUGUAUGGCUGAACUCGGUGUCCCACUCACUAAAGAACUUGGUUUUCACCAGUAUGAUGUGUAUGGGAACCUAUUUGGGCUCUUAGCCGCGCAUCCCGUCACCCCAUUGGUGUCAUUGCACCACCUCGAUGUGGUGGAGCCGAUCUUUCCCAAUGUUACUCGAGUCCAAGCUCUCAAGCGGUUGACAAUUCCAUUAAAACUCGACUCUGCUGGUCUAAUGCAACAAUCUAUUUGUUAUGACAAAGUGAAUAGUUGGACCGUUUCAGUUUCUUGGGGCUUUGCCAUUCAAAUAUUUCGUGGGGUGUUGUCGCCCCGGGAGAUAGAGAUGCCAUCGAGAACCUUCUUGAACUGGUAUAAAAGAGCAGAUUACACCGCUUAUGCAUUCAACACGAGGCCUGUUAUGCGAAACCCCUGCCAGAAACCCUUUGUGUUUUAUUUCUCAAAUGCUAGAAUGGAUUCUCGGAUGAAUCAAACAGUGAGUGAGUACCAUAGGCAUAAAGUCCCUCAUCCCGUCUGCAAAUGGAAGAUGGCCAAUCCUGGUAAAGUUGAUCAAGUCGAAGUGUACAAGAAGCCUGACCCGCAUCUCUGGGAUCGGUCUCCGAGAAGAAACUGUUGCCGAGUCAUGGAGUUGAAGAACAAAAGAAUGGCGAUCGAUGUGGGUAUGUGCAGGGAAGGUGAGAUCAGUGAAGUAUAAUCUUUCUUGUACCUCCCUUCGUCCAUUUGAUUAUUUACUGUAUUCCUUCAAUUUGUUCGGUUCAAGUCUUCAAAUUACUUGUCCUAGUGAACGAAGAAUUGCCGAGGGAGAAGGCGAAUCAAUGUAAAAACAUUGUAUACGAUUACUGAAUCUGUGUUCUCAAGAAUUUGGUAAUAUUAGUUCCAUUUUUGCUAAUA
Molecule: messenger RNA, 2091 nt
Organism: Olea europaea var. sylvestris
Lineage: Eukaryota; Viridiplantae; Streptophyta; Magnoliopsida; Lamiales; Oleaceae
Exons: 3
Coding region: 350-1894 (514 amino acids)
Molecular function (GO): acetylglucosaminyltransferase activity
Source: RefSeq, a predicted model, not a curated record